Messenger RNA from Lachancea meyersii CBS 8951, 885 nucleotides. The record is from the annotation of a GenBank genome assembly. Lineage: Eukaryota; Fungi; Ascomycota; Saccharomycetes; Saccharomycetales; Saccharomycetaceae.
AUGACAAAGAAAGACACUCCCAAUCACGACGGCGCCGAGAAUGCUGGACCGGUGGAACAGGAACGGCCAUACAACCUGUCAUACUCAGUAGGAGUGGCGGAAAACCAGAACUCAAAGUUUCGUAAGACCAUGGAGGACGUACACACUUAUGUGGAAAACUUCGCUUCAAGGCUGGACUGGGGUUAUUUUGGAGUGUUCGACGGACACGCAGGAUCACAGGCCUCGAAGUGGUGUGGAUCACAUCUACAUGCAGUAUUAGAAAAAGACAUUAUGAGCGAUGAGAGUAGAGACGUAAGAGAGGUACUUAAUGACGCAUUUUCGUAUGCCGAUGAACACAUAAACGCGAGUCUGGGCGGAAACAGUGGAUGCACAGCAGCGGUGGGCGUACUGCGUUGGGAAGUGCCAGACAACGCGUCUAACAAAAAGAUCGAAUUGGAUCAGCACAAAAGAAUGCUCUACACGGCUAAUGUCGGCGAUACCAGGAUCGUUCUCUGUCGCAACGGUCACAGCGUGAGGCUAACAUACGACCAUAAGGCCUCGGACAUACUGGAGAUGCAAAGAGUGGAGGCAGCAGGAGGCCUCGUUAUGCGGAGCCGUGUGAAUGGAAUGCUCGCGGUAACACGCUCUCUAGGUGACAAGUUCUUCGAUAGUCUAGUGGUAGGAAAACCAUUUACCACAAGCGUAGAGAUAACAACAACGGAUCAAUUUCUAAUCAUAGCCUGUGACGGGCUCUGGGAUGUAAUUGAGGACCAAGAAGCGUGUGACAUAAUCAAGGAUAUGACCGAUGCUAAUGAGGCUGCCAAGAUGUUGGUGCGCAUGGCAUUGAAACAGGGUACAACUGAUAAUGUUACGGUUAUGGUGGUGAUGUUCGACAAUAGUUCUUAG